UUUGGGUUUUUCCAUCUGGGCAUCAAUUUAUUUUGCUAAAUUUGUGUGAAUUUUUCAUCUAAUUUUUAGUCAUUUUGAGAUAAAGUUGUGAACUUGGUAACAAUUUGUGCUUUUAUUCAUCGGGGUAUCAAUCUUUUUUGCUAAAUUUGUGUUUUUAUAAUCUGGGUGUGAAUCAUUUAGUGAUAAAGUUGUGAUCUUGAUGUGAUGGGGGAAGAAAAGGCUGAAGUUCUUGAAGCUGUGUUGAGAGAAACUGUAGAUUUGGAAAGUAUUCCCAUUGAGGAGGUAUUUGAGAAUUUGAGAUGUAGUAAAGAUGGUCUCACCACUUUUGCUGCUCAAGAAAGAUUAGCCAUUUUUGGCUAUAACAAGCUAGAAGAAAAUAAGGAGAGCAAAUUAUUGAAAUUUUUAGGGUUUAUGUGGAAUCCACUCUCAUGGGUGAUGGAAGCUGCUGCUAUAAUGGCAAUUGCUCUUGCUAAUGGAGGGGGAAAGCCUCCCGACUGGCAGGAUUUUUUGGGAAUCAUUCUUUUGCUUUUGAUAAAUUCUGCGAUUAGUUUUGUGGAAGAAAACAAUGCAGGCAAUGCAGCUGCAGCUCUUAUGGCUACUCUGGCCCCAAAAGCAAAGAUUUUAAGAGAUGGAAAAUGGAAUGAAGAUGAUGCUUCAAUUUUAGUUCCCGGGGAUGUAAUCAGUGUAAAACUUGGAGAUAUUAUUCCGGCGGAUGCUCGUCUGCUUGAUGGCGAUCCUUUGAAGAUUGACCAGUCAGCUUUAACAGGUGAAUCACUCCCUGUGACAAAAGGCCCGGGGGAUGGAGUCUACUCAGGUUCUACUUGCAAGCAAGGAGAGAUAGAGGCAGUUGUGGUUGCCACUGGUGUUCACACGUUCUUUGGGAAAGCUGCUCACCUUGUUGACACCACCAAUCAAGUUGGUCACUUUCAAAAGGUGUUGACAGCAAUCGGGAACUUCUGCAUUUGUUCAAUUGCUGUGGGGAUGCUUAUUGAGAUUAUAGUGAUGUUUCCAAUUCAAGACAGAAAAUAUAGGCCUGGGAUAGACAAUCUUCUUGUGCUCCUAAUUGGAGGAAUCCCAAUCGCCAUGCCCACCGUUCUCUCUGUAACAAUGGCAAUUGGAUCUCAUCGUUUAGCUCAGCAGGGAGCCAUAACAAAGAGAAUGACAGCCAUUGAAGAAAUGGCAGGAAUGGAUGUGCUUUGUAGUGACAAAACCGGAACUCUGACACUAAACAAGCUCACUGUCGAUAAGAACCUUAUCGAGGUAUUUGCUAAAGGUGUAGAUCCAGAUACUGUUAUUUUGAUGUCAGCCCGGGCCUCCAGAACCGAAAACCAGGAUGCCAUUGAUGCUGCUAUUGUUGGUAUGCUCGCUGAUCCAAAAGAGGCGCGUGCUCGCAUCAAGGAAGUUCAUUUUUUGCCAUUUAAUCCAACUGACAAGCGCACAGCAUUGACUUAUUUAGACGAUGAGGGUAAAAUGCAUAGAGUCAGCAAAGGGGCACCUGAGCAGAUCUUAAAUCUUGCACACAACAAAUCAGAUAUUGAACGACGAGUUCAUGCUAUAAUUGACAAAUUUGCAGAGCGAGGGUUACGGUCACUGGCUGUAGCAUACCAGGAUGUUCCUGAUGGUCGGAAAGAGAGCCCAGGAGGACCUUGGCAAUUUAUAGGUCUCAUGCCUCUUUUUGAUCCACCACGGCAUGAUAGUGCUGACACCAUAAGAAGGGCUUUGGAUCUUGGAGUAAAUGUUAAAAUGAUUACAGGGGAUCAACUGGCAAUCGGAAAAGAAACUGGACGCCGUCUUGGAAUGGGUACCAACAUGUAUCCGUCAUCUGCUUUAAUUGGUCAAAAUUCUGACGAGUCUAUUGCUGCUUUACCAAUUGAUGAACUUAUAGAGAAAGCUGACGGUUUUGCCGGCGUGUUUCCCGAGCACAAAUAUGAAAUAGUAAAACGCCUACAAGCUAGGAAACACAUUUGUGGAAUGACGGGUGAUGGUGUAAAUGACGCCCCUGCUUUAAAAAAGGCUGAUAUUGGAAUUGCUGUGGCUGACGCAACCGAUGCAGCCCGUAGUGCUUCUGACAUUGUCCUCACUGAACCAGGGCUCAGCGUUAUCAUUAGUGCCGUCUUGACCAGUAGAGCUAUUUUUCAGAGGAUGAAAAAUUACACAAUUUAUGCUGUUUCUAUUACAAUUCGUAUAGUGCUUGGUUUUAUGCUGCUCGCAUUGAUCUGGAAGUUCGAUUUCCCACCUUUUAUGGUGCUUAUCAUUGCUAUUCUUAAUGACGGUACAAUUAUGACGAUAUCAAAGGAUCGAGUAAAGCCAUCUCCUCUUCCAGAUAGCUGGAAAUUAGCCGAGAUUUUCACAACAGGCGUCAUUCUAGGUAGUUACUUAGCUAUGAUGACCGUUAUCUUCUUUUGGGCGGCUUACAAAACCGAUUUUUUCCCGCGUACUUUUGGUGUACCAACACUUGAGAAAACAGCUCAUGACGAUUUCAGAAAGCUUGCUUCAGCAGUAUAUCUUCAAGUCAGCAUAAUCAGCCAAGCCCUAAUAUUUGUGACACGUUCACGUAGUUGGUCAUUCGUUGAACGCCCUGGUUGGCUGCUUGUUAUGGCUUUUGCUGUCGCCCAGUUGAUUGCCACGUUGAUCGCGGUGUAUGCAAAUUGGAGUUUUGCUGCGGUAGAAGGAAUUGGGUGGGGCUGGGCUGGUGUAAUCUGGCUGUAUAAUAUCAUCUUCUACUUCCCUCUUGAUCUCAUCAAAUUCUUUAUCCGUUACGCCAUCAGUGGUCGGGCAUGGGAUCUUGUUAUUGAGAGAAGGAUUGCAUUCACUAGACAAAAGGAUUUUGGGAAGGAACAACGUGAGCUGCAAUGGGCACAUGCGCAAAGAACGCUUCAUGGACUUGAAGUUCCUGACGCGAAAAUGUUUGGUGAUCGAACGAAUGCUACGGAGCUCAACCAGAUGGCAGAAGAAGCAAAACGGAGAGCAGAAAUGGCAAAGUUAAGAGAAAUGCAUACUUUGAAGGGGCAUGUUGAAUCGGUGGUUAGAAUGAAGGGUAUCGAUAUAGAAACAAUUCAACAAUCGUACACUGUCUAAUAGAUAAACUGAGGUUAGAAUGAAGGGUAUCGAUAUAGAAACAAUUUAACAAUGGUACACUGUCUACCAGAUAAACUAAGUUUUAGUUUCGUAAUUACAUUACAUUAUGAUAACAAUGUAAUGUAGGUAUUGAUUACCAAAAGUUACAAUAUAAUUAAACCAUAUUUUUCCUGCA
Molecule: messenger RNA, 3253 nt
Organism: Erigeron canadensis
Lineage: Eukaryota; Viridiplantae; Streptophyta; Magnoliopsida; Asterales; Asteraceae
Product: plasma membrane ATPase 1-like
Exons: 21
Coding region: 205-3078 (957 amino acids)
Biological process (GO): regulation of intracellular pH; proton export across plasma membrane
Cellular component (GO): plasma membrane
Molecular function (GO): ATP binding; ATP hydrolysis activity; P-type proton-exporting transporter activity
Source: RefSeq, a predicted model, not a curated record